AUGGAGGAGAAAGAAUCUAAUACCGAUGAGGGUCCUAAAUUGAGAGAAGAAGCCGAUUAUCAAGAUUUUUAUCCUACGUUAAAGAAAGAGAAUGAUAUACCUUUACUGAUACGUGAUAACAAUAUAUGUGUUGACGAUAUUUAUAUCAAUCAGGAUAUACAGAACUUGCAGUUCAACCAAGGCACUCCUUUAAAACAGCUGAUUUCUAAUGGGAAGAUCACGGUAGAACCGAUACUUGUUGAUUCUGAAGGAUCAGAUUGUCAUUAUUGUAAUAUUGGUAUUAUGGAUUUAGACGAGAAUUUUGAUAAUAAUAUAUCAAAUCGUAACUCAGAUAAGUAUUAUUCAGAGAAUGAUAAAGAUCUAAACGAUCCCUUCCAACACGCCGCGUAUAUAACUAAAUUUGAUAAAGAACCAGCUUUGCGUGAUCGAGAAAAUUUAUCAGUUGUCAAUAAUUCAGUAAGCAUCUAUUUUAACAAAAUGAAAAAACAACUUUAUAAGAUUGUACCGAACUUACAAUAUGUAAACACAUAUUAUGAUAUGGAUGAACAAGAUGAAUUAUUUUUAAGAUAUUUAAAGAAGCAAUAUUUAAAUUUUAAUUUACAAAUAGACAAUUUACAAUUUGAAUUGUUUUUCACUAUCCUUGAACUGGAGUAUGCAUUAUUACAGUCGCACAUAACAAAACCACCACCUCCUUCUCCUCUUGGUGAUCAGUUAUGUUCUAUAUGUGAUGGGAUAGAAACAGCAAAUAAUACAAUUGUAUUCUGUGAUUACUGUAAUAUAGCAGUACAUCAAGAUUGUUAUGGUAUAAUUUUUAUUCCUCCAGGGCCUUGGCUUUGUAGAGUAUGUUUGCAAAAUAAUAUGAGUUCUCAACGACCUAGAUGUAUUGUUUGUCCUGGAAUAGACGGGCCUAUGAAACAAACUACAUCAGGUAAUUGGAUACAUGUUAUCUGUGCAGUUUGGAUCAAUGAAUUAAAUUUUGGUAAUUGGCAUUAUUUAGAACCUAUUGAAGGUGUGGAAAGGAUACCGAGUUUAAGAUGGAAGUUGAGUUGUUUUAUAUGCAAACAAAAGAUGGGUGCAUGUAUCCAAUGUUCAACUAAAAAUUGUUUUACUGCGUAUCAUGUAAGUUGUGCUAAAAGAGUAGGAUUAUAUAUGACCCCAUUAAAGACAGGUUCUUUAGCUGAAAUGGCGUUAGGUAACAACAAUCAACUAAUAAGUUUUUGUGAUAAGCAUUCUUCGACAUCAGGACAUGUUAGUCAAGGAAAUUUUAAUGGGUCUGAGAUAUGUAAGGCACGAGAACAGAUAUUUGAAGAUAUGGAGGGAUAUAGGGCAAAAUUUCAAGAUGAGAUUAUUGUUCCUCCACAUAUAUUUGCAGAUUAUAUAUUUCAAGCAAUAAUAUCUUUAAAAGUAUUGCAUGAUGAAAGCAAAGCUCGUGAAUUAAGCUUUAUUAUAUGUAAAUACUGGUCAUUGAAAAGAGAAUUUAACAAGGGUGCCCCUUUGGUACAAAUUAACGAUAAUGUUAUUCAGUAUUCGUAUAAUUUGCUAAGUGACAAUGAAAUCAUUGAUAAAAUUUCGUUUAUUGAUAUUAUACUGAAAGAUUUAAAUAGAAUCGAAAAACUCACUAGAUUGGUAGGCAAAAGAAACGAAAAGGAAAUUGAAUUAUUUGAAAGUAGACAAAAGUUACAAAAUUUGAUUGAGAAUACAAAUCUUUUUAUUAUCAAGGAAAGGUUCAUUAAAAAACUUGUUGGAAGUGAUCCAUUUAAAGUUGUGUCAAGAUAUUUAAAGGAAAAUCGGUUGGAUGAAACUUUUAUGGAAAAAUGUAAAAAAUUUCAAUUUAAAACGACAUAUGAACUUGAGGAUGGGAUGAUGAAAUUAUUCCAGUAUUUAAAGAAUUUAAAUGUUGUAUCCAGAAUCAUAUCGUCGUCAAUCGAUAAGUUAAAAGCUAACUAUUACGAAGUGAUAUCUACCAUUCGAGAUAGUGAUAUUCAUGGGUUAUUAAAUCAAGAUUUUGUUAUGGGUGAUGGCAUAUAUACAUCAACCGUUGAGAGACCAUGGAAUGGGAAAGUAUUGAUGGAACAACAGGAAUUAAGUGAUGUUGAAGAUUUAAAGGAUACAGAAUUAGAAAAAUUUAACUCUUUGUGUUUUGAUGGAUUGUUAUUAUUAACAUCGUCGUCAUCAUCAUCGUCAUCGUCAUUAUUAUUCGAUAAUAAUCGAUCCAAAAAGAUGAUACAGUCAUCAAGAAAGAAAAUACGAGACGGGCCUGGUCGUAAAUCAAGACGUAAACCGGGACUUAAGCCGAAAGGCAAGAUAGAUGUAAAACAAAUAGAAGGAUCCAUUGAAUCACAACGAGGUAGAGUGAGACAUGUAGUUAGUAGUUCAGAGGGGUUGCGUAAAAAAACAGACAGUAUUAAAAAGUGGCCUGGUAGAAAACCAAAAAGCACGAGUAUAUCAUCUAUUGCACCUGAUACCAGAAGAAAGAAACUGGAACUAAAACCUAAACCUAGACGUGGGAAGAGGAUGACUUGA
Molecule: messenger RNA, 2523 nt
Organism: Arxiozyma heterogenica
Lineage: Eukaryota; Fungi; Ascomycota; Saccharomycetes; Saccharomycetales; Saccharomycetaceae
Gene: NTO1
Product: Nto1p
Exons: 1
Coding region: 1-2523 (840 amino acids)
Biological process (GO): regulation of transcription by RNA polymerase II
Cellular component (GO): MOZ/MORF histone acetyltransferase complex
Source: RefSeq, a predicted model, not a curated record